AUGAACCGCCUGAAGUCCAUGAAACCCUCCUUGCCUCCACAAAGCACUGACGGCUCCUUCAUAAAUGAGCCAGUCUCCUGGCAACCAGGCACCAAUCAACACACAGGAUCUCUCUCUGUAGUAACCACUGUGUGGGGUGUGACCAAUCCCACACACAAUCAGGUGUUUGGUGCAUCCAUGGGCCCUGGUGAGAGCUCUGGCAGUCACAUGAUGCCCGGUGGUAGCCCUGGUAUGGGUCCUGGGAUGGGCUCCCAGUUCAUAGGUCAACAGUCAUAUGGAGAUCCUGUCUCUAAAGGUUAUGGCCAGCCAGUCAUGUAUGGACGUCCCAGCGCUGCAUACAACCCAGCCUCCUCCUACAGUGGAAGUUACUCUGGAAACAGUGAAGGUGCCGGUAUAGGUGUUCGGCCACCCUCAGACUUCACUCAGGCUGCUGCUGCCGCUGUUGCUGCCGCGGCUGCCACAGCAACUGCUACUGCUACGGCAACUGUUGCAGCAAUACAGGAAAAACAGAAUCAGGAGCUGAGCUAUGGCCAGUUGGGUGGAGCAUCCUCUUACAGCACCCAGUUCCUGUCACAUGCAGGGGCCCGUGGCCCUCCAGGGAUGAACCCUGGUGGGAUGGUCUCUUCAAGGUCUGGACUGCCACCUUCGACCGGAGGCCUGUAUCCUUCUCACCCUGCGCAGACUCAGAGGAUGCCACAGCAGGGAGGCUAUCCAGGUGGACAGCAAGGGCUCAAACGACCUUUUCAUUCUGAGGGUUUUCCUGGACCACAGUAUGGCUCCGGUGGGAUGUCAGGGUACACUAACCAACCUCUGCAAUAUCCCACUGGUUCGCAGCAGAGAUGUGCCCCCUCACCCUCUUACCACUCCAGCCGGAUGCCUCAUAUGGGACACUACACCGCUGGAUCACACAAUCCAGCACAGUUCUCCCCUGGAACAGGACAGCCCAACCCUCCACAGUAUUAUAAGUCAGAGCCUUUUAAUGGUCAGGGCAGCAUGUCAUCUGGAGGAUCAGGAGGAUACAGCACCUUCACACAGGCUGCAGUGAAUGGGCCAGCUCGGGGUGGAGUGUUGCCUGGGUAUCCCACCUCACCAAUGGGAGGAAAUCCUACCCCUCCAAUGACACCUGGGACCUCUAUACCUCCCUAUCUUUCUCCAGGCCAGGACACCAAACCCCCUUACCUUACACCAGAAACCAAAUCUAACAUGAACGCCCAGCAGCCUCCUACAGGUAACCCCAGUGACGACCUGCGUCUGACCUUCCCUGUACGAGAUGGUGUAGUAUUGGAGCCUUUCAGACUGGAGCACAACCUGGCCGUCAGCAACCACGCCUUCCACCUGCGAGACUCUGUCUACAAAACACUCAUGAUGAGGCCAGAUUUAGAGCUCCAGUUUAAGUGUUACCAUCAUGAAGACAGACAAAUGAACACUAACUGGCCUGCCUCUGUGCAGGUCAGUGUUAAUGCAACACCUCUGUCCAUUGAAAGAGGUGACAACAAAACCUCCCAUAAGCCAUUGUACCUAAAGCAAGUGUGUCAGCCAGGCCGCAACACUGUUCAGAUCACAGUGACAGCAUGCUGCUGUUCCCACCUGUUUGUGUUACAGUUGGUGCACCGGCCAUCUGUCAGGUCUGUUCUGCAGGGUCUGAUGAAGAAGAGGCUACUGCCGGCUGAGCACUGCAUCACAAAGAUAAAGAGAAAUUUCAGCAGUGGCACCAUUCCUGGGACCCCUGGUCUUAAUGGGGAGGAUGGAGUGGAGCAGACAGCUAUUAAAGUUUCUCUCAAAUGCCCGAUCACAUUUAAACGAAUCCAGCUGCCAGCCAGAGGCCAUGACUGCAGGCACAUACAGUGUUUCGAUCUAGAGUCCUAUUUGCAGCUUAACUGUGAAAGAGGGACCUGGAGAUGCCCUGUAUGCAAUAAAACAGCUUUGCUAGAAGGACUGGAGGUUGACCAGUAUAUGCUUGGGAUCCUUGUCUAUAUCCAGAAUUCUGACUAUGAGGAGAUCACUAUAGACCCAGUAUGUGGUUGGAGGCCGGUGCCUGUUAAACCUGACCUUCACAUAAAAGAGGAGCCCGAUGGUCCAGUCCUCAAACGCUGUCGCACAGUCAGCCCAAGUCACAUGGUCUUGCCAAACGUGAUGGAAAUGAUCGCUGCUCUGGGCCCAGCAUCAUCCCCCUACCAGAGUCUGACUGCAGGAGGCAGGAACACUCCUGACUACAGUCGGCCAGGGAACCAGGGAUUCUCCACCCAGCCAGGAUUUACAGAUUUCCCCAAAACUCCUGGGACCCCAACACUGGGAGAGUAUGCACCUUCUGGACCACCGCCUCCACUCCCCUAUCAGUCUGAGCAGACGCCUCAUUCCGGACAAAUUGAACACUCUCACAACAUCCUCCAGCAGCAUGGCUCAGGUGUGCACAAUAACCCGAGUCUGUGUGACACCGGCAGCCCAUUGCCACAGCGGGGCACCAAUACCCAGAAUUCCCUGGUACAGAGCGAAGGUACCUUUGGUCUGGGUGGCCCGGGAGUGCCUGUAGGCGAGGGAACAGAUCAUGCACUAGAUCUUCUUCCUGAGCUGACCAACCCAGAUGAGCUGCUGUCCUAUCUGGGCCCGCCCGACCUUCCCAACAACAGCAGUGACGACCUGCUUUCUCUGUUCGAGAACAACUGAGUCGACCCUCCAGUCCAGUCUAUCUGUCUCUAUUUACUGUAGCCCAGCUCAGUUUUCACCCACUUACGUGUGUGUGUGUGUGUGUGUGUGUGUGUGUGUGUGUGUGUGUGUGUGUGUGUGUGUGUGUGUGUGUGUGUGUGUGACUCAGUUGAGUCAACCAGCUUCUUUCUCUAUUUGCUGUAGUUCAGCUCAGUUUUCAUCCACUUACCUGUGUGUUUGUUUGUGUGUGAGUGUGUGUGAUGUUUUUGUGUAUCAGUUUCUCUAAAGUGUCCUGCUGCAGAAAUCCUUUGAGUACAGUGUUGAGUUGUACAUAAGAACACUCUCCAGAUGUGAACACUGUAAAGAGUAUGAAGAAAGCAACAGUACACAGGCACUGACUCUAAAGACCAGCAUUUGAAACUAUAGCACAAAUCACAGGCUGGAAGAUUUGUAUUUAUUGAUUCCGUUGUUUUUAUUCGUGGAAGAUAAUGGACAUUAAUGAGGCAUUUCCCAAAAUUUGACUUUUGGGGAUUUACACACAUUAACACACACUUCUACACACUGUGACUGCUGCAAAUUGUCUGCAGAUUGCAGAAUUGUCUGAGGUUUUACUACAACUUGUCCACAUUUUAAGUAUGAUAACUACAAAAAGUCUCAUGCAAGAAUAUUUUUGAAUUCUUGCCUUAAGAUUCAGUUUUUCUGUGAGGUUAUUAUUGGCUUAUUUUCAGUACCAAUUCAGCUCAAAUAACAAUGUAUAUUUAUAUAUAAACUUUGUUUUGAGUGUCCUUCCAUUUCAUAGCACCUUCUGUUAAAGUGCCCCUAUUAUGGGGUUUUUCCUCUGCUUUAGUUCAUUCUGUAGCUCUUUUUGUGUGUGUUACAACUUUACAGACUUCUAAAAUUCAAUAUUCAAGCUGAACAGGGUAAUUCCCCCACACUGCUCCUAAACUGCCUCACUUAUCUACAUCACUAUGUAACACACAUUUGUAUGACGACCACCUAUGAACUAGUUUGGCUCUAACUAAAAGUAGCUUGGAAUUGAAGUCCUCUAAUCACCAACAGCCAGCAACAGACUUCAACUCAAACUUCACAAAACAAAUGGCUUCAGAUAAUAUAUUGCCAGUGACAACUUGAGCAAGCAAACAAGCUAAGGUUAACCAGAUAGCGGGUACAUUGGAUAUAAAGCUAUUUGUCUGCAUUAGCAGGAAGUAUUAAGGAGAAGAAAGCCAGUUUCCAACCCUGAGCUGUGUUUGAGUUGCAAAAGUUGGAAGCAACCGAAUGUCUUUCCAAUGUGACUUAAUGAUUUUUGUUAGUAAUAGAAAGAUUUUAGCACUGGCUAUUUACAUAAACAAUGUUGCCUCGCUUUCAUUCAGUGAAUGAACAGCCAAUGAAAGCAAACUGGGCAUUUUGUGAUCAGUGUGUUUUGGAUAUAGACAAUAUACAAAUUGGACAUAGCUAGCUAGAUAUCAUUCAAUUCAAUUCAAUUUUAUUUAUAUAGGGCCAAAUCACAACAAGCAGUUGCCUCAAGGCCAUGGUCAUCAAUUGGUUUGUGGAGUCCAAUGUGAAACCUUGAGAUGAGUGUUUUCAUUGUGACCAUACUGGUUUAAAAGAAAAUGGAUGUGACAAGGAGGGGCAAGUCUGUGAAACCAUUUGCUUAUUGGCUAAUGACUUGUGAUUUACAAGUCAUUAGCCAAUAAGCAUACAGCCUAUAAUCCUCCAUUUUGAAACAUUGUGUAAUCAAGAUUUAAAAGUAGUGUUAAAUAUUUUUUAUUCAAUAUGACCCGAAGUCAGUGACUGACCCCACAGAAGUGAGUUACUAAACCAGUAAAUUCAUCAAUAAAGUGUUUACUGAGGUCAGCUCAGAAAGCUGUUUUCCCAUAGACUUCUAUAGAACCUGUAGUCUUUGUGCACCCACAGCUCUCAUCGUCUGGUGGUGUUGAGAUAGAAUGUGGGUUUGAGGCACUCGCACAUUGGCUUAAUUUUUUGAGCCAAAAGA
Molecule: messenger RNA, 4636 nt
Organism: Archocentrus centrarchus (flier cichlid)
Lineage: Eukaryota; Metazoa; Chordata; Actinopteri; Cichliformes; Cichlidae
Gene: zmiz2
Product: zinc finger, MIZ-type containing 2
Exons: 19
Coding region: 1-2664 (887 amino acids)
Biological process (GO): regulation of transcription by RNA polymerase II; protein sumoylation
Cellular component (GO): chromatin
Molecular function (GO): SUMO ligase activity; zinc ion binding
Source: RefSeq, a predicted model, not a curated record